GGGGGGUCCUCCACUCCAGCGACCGGAGUGGGAACCCUUCGCUCGGACUGCCAUAUCUCCACAGCCUCCGCCACAACAAUGAGCACCACGCCGGGCUACGGGUGUCACAUGUUGGCCAGCAGAUGAAGAGUGUUCACGGAGCUUGGUAGUCACCCACCACCGCUGUCAUGAAAGAGCUGAAGGGCUGCGGUAUGCGCUCUUCGGUGGGCUUUCUGUCCCGCCGCCGGUUGACGGGGCAUCCGCUGAUGAAGGACGAGUUCCAGCGGCGCAGGUUGGCCGGUUGCACCAGCCUGUACAAGAAGGACAUGCUCGGACACUUUGGCUGCGUCAACGCCAUCGAAUUCUCCAACAACGGCGGCGAGUGGCUGGUGUCCGGCGGAGAUGACCGGCGGGUGCUCUUGUGGAACAUGGGAGAAGCCCUCCACGCUCGCUCCAAGCCACUCAAGCUAAAGGGAGAACAUUUGUCCAACAUCUUCUGCCUCGCCUUUGAUAGCAGCAACAAGAGGGUCUUCUCAGGAGGAAACGACGAGCAGGUGAUUCUUCACGACGUGGAGCGGCGGGAGACGCUCAACGUGUUCUUGCACAUCGACGCCGUGUACAGCCUCUCGGUCAGCCCCGUAAACGACAACGUCUUCGCCAGCUCGUCCGACGACGGCCGCGUCCUCAUCUGGGACACGCGAGAGCCGCCGUACGGAGAACCGUUUUGCCUGGCCAAUUACUCGUCGGCCUUUCACAGCGUGAUGUUUAACCCGGUGGAGCCUCGGCUGCUGGCCACCGCCAACUCCAAAGAAGGCGUCGGGCUGUGGGACAUCCGCAAGCCUCGCAGCACGCUGCUGCGCUACGGCGGCAGCAUGUCGCUGCAGAGCGCCAUGAGCGUGCGAUUCAACAGCACGGGCACGCAGCUGCUGGCGCUGCGCCGCCGCCUGCCGCCCGUCCUCUACGAGCUGCACUCGCGCCUGCCCAGCUUUCAGUUCGACAACCAGGGCUACUUCAACUACUGCACCAUGAAAAGCUGCUGCUUUGCCGGAGACCGCGAUCAGUACAUCCUGUCCGGCUCGGAUGACUUUAACCUCUACAUGUGGAAAAUCCCCAAGGACCCCGAAACGGGCGGACGCGUGGUGAACGGCGCCUUCAUGGUCCUCAAAGGCCACCGCUCCAUCGUCAACCAGGUCCGCUUCAACCCGCAUACGUACAUGAUCUGCUCCUCUGGCGUGGAAAAGGUCAUCAAGGUUUGGAGUCCUUACCAGCAGCCCGACAGCCUGGGUGAUCUGGACGGCUGCGUGGAGGACACGUGCCGCAGCCUGUACACGCACGAGGAGUACAUCAGCCUGGUGCUGAACAGCGGCAGCGGCCUGUCGCACGACUACGUCAGCCAGUCCAUUCAGGAGGACCCGCGCAUGAUGGCCUUUUUCGAUUCGCUGGUGCGCCGCGAGCUCGAGGGAUGGAGUUCCGAUUCGGACUCGGACCUGAGCGAGGACGCCAUCAUGCAGCUGCACGCUCGCGGCCGUCGCCCCACCCGAGCGGCGACGGCAGCGGCGGCCGCCGCCACGGGCGUGGACGAGGCUGAAGUCGGAGCGGAGGACUCUGAUAAUUCCAGCUCGGGAGGGGACGACGAGGAGCGCUCCAGGAGACAGAGCAGCAGGCCGCCAUCAGUUUUUUUGACAAACGACGACUCCGAUUCGGACAGCGCGUUUUGGCUGGACCCGAUGCCGCGCCCACGCUCGCCGAGCCCGCGCGAUUACGCCACCUUGUCCAUCCCCUCGUCCACCUCGCCCUCACUGCCCGCCGGCGCCUCCAGUUCCUCGGCCAGCGCCUCCAGCUCCAGCAGCGAGGACGACGAGCGGCGCAGUGCCGUGCGGCGGCGCAACGUAGCCAGGCGGCAACGCAUGCGCGUGGCCUCGCGCGCCGGCGAGCUGACCGACCCCGCCGGCCAAGCCUUGUUCUCCGCCAUCGACUCGUGCAGCUACCCGUCCAUCUCCAUCCACGACUUGACGUCCUCGGAGGAGGAGGCGUCGGAACGAGACGGCGGGAAACGCCGCCUGAGCCUGUCGGAUUUGGUGUGCGGCAGCCCGGUGAUGUCGCCCGAGACUCGGGAGGACGCGAGCGAGCCGGCGGCGGGGCGUCACGGCAGGACUGAGGCCAUCUCGGACGAUGGAGACGGAGAGGCGGAAACGAACGGGCGCCACCGAGACGCCGCUGCCGGACAGCCGGAGCGCGAGGCCGGCGUGGCGGAGGCGGCGGACACGAGGACGGGAGAAAGGCUCAAAGUCGCCACGCAGAAGCGGACUCAUGCGGGAUCAGAAGAGGGUGAGUGCGGCUCCUCAGAGAAGAAGCUCAAAACAUAGUCGCCAUUUUUCUUCUUUCCAGUCGGCAUUUCCUUUUUUGGAGGUCAUGUGACUUUAAAAAAAAAAAAAAGACAGGAAGUGACGUUCGUGAUUUCUCUUUUUGGUAAGAUUGACUCAUUCACUAAUUACUACGUUUGAGUGGAAUCUUGAUACUGAAGUGGGUUGAGUUACUCCAUUUAGACAAAAAAAAGUUUUUUCUAAAUGUAACUCUAACUCAUUUUGAUAUACUUUCAUGGCGCAGAAAUUGAUUAGGGACAUAGGGAAUGAGUGAAUGAUUCCCAACACUGCCAUUUUGUUUUUUUAGUACCAAGAAGGAAAGUUAUUGAUUUGGACACGGCGCACAAAGUGACUUGCCAUUUUAUUUCAAGUGUUUGACGUCAAGCGUGCACGUUUUUUUUUUUUUUUUCUUAAUGUUGAAGGCGUCAAGAAGAACGCAUUUGUGUUUAGAACAUUACAAGACAGACGUGUUGUUUUCUGUCAAUAAAAGGACUGGCUCAUUCUCCAGCCCAAACUCUU
Messenger RNA from Syngnathus acus (greater pipefish), 2861 nucleotides. It is a transcript of the gene dcaf5, whose product is annotated as ddb1 and cul4 associated factor 5. Gene Ontology annotation, molecular function: protein binding. Gene Ontology annotation, biological process: negative regulation of fatty acid biosynthetic process. Gene Ontology annotation, cellular component: Cul4-RING E3 ubiquitin ligase complex; cytoplasm. NCBI's taxonomy places the organism in Eukaryota, Metazoa, Chordata, Actinopteri, Syngnathiformes, Syngnathidae. The coding region runs from base 168 to 2345 and encodes 725 amino acids. The record is from RefSeq and is a predicted model, not a curated record. The transcript has 9 exons.